Mugil cephalus (flathead mullet) is the source of this 652-nucleotide messenger RNA. It is a transcript of the gene dynlt2b, whose product is annotated as dynein light chain Tctex-type 2B. Gene Ontology annotation, molecular function: dynein intermediate chain binding. Lineage: Eukaryota; Metazoa; Chordata; Actinopteri; Mugiliformes; Mugilidae. Bases 90 to 452 code for a protein of 120 amino acids. Gene Ontology annotation, biological process: microtubule-based movement. The record is from RefSeq and is a predicted model, not a curated record. The transcript is spliced from 6 exons. Gene Ontology annotation, cellular component: cytoplasm; cytoplasmic dynein complex.
GGGGGGGGUUGCAGGAAAAGACGUCGCCAUAGUAACGCACAGAGUAGUCCUCGGUAACAACGGUCUACAGCUAAAACAAUCUAGCAGCUAUGGAGGGUUCCGAUACAUACUUGAUACGACCUAAUCAUCAGCACAAGUUUAAGCCAGCCGUUGUGAAGGAUUGUGUUCGUGAAAUUGUGAGGGAGCGACUUUCUGGGGUGCGGUAUGAUCCAGAGGAAGUCUCAGAGCUCUCUUGUUCACUGGCAGACUGCGUGAAGAACAAAGUAAAGAAUGCAGGAUUUGACAGAUAUAAGCUUGUCGUUCAGGUGGUCAUUGGAGAACAGCGUGGACAAGGAGUCAAGAUAUCUUCCAGGUGUUUGUGGGAUGCUGACACAGACAACUAUGCAGAAGAUGUUUUCAUGAAUGGCAGCCUCUUCUGUGUGGUAGCAGUUUUUGGAAGCUAUUACUACUGAGGACAAAAGGAUCAGCUGAAGAGACGUAAGAUACCAUUCUUUGUGGAAGCAAGGCAUAUUUGUGGCAAUGUAGUGACGCUAUGAAGAACAGUCUCACUGGGAUUUCAUCACAUUAAUGUCUUCUGUGACAAAUUUUGUCAAGUUUUAUGUCAAAACAUGCACAUUUCAAGUCCUUAAAUUUUGCUAAGCUACUCCUCAAA